Molecule: messenger RNA, 630 nt
Organism: Fusarium proliferatum ET1
Lineage: Eukaryota; Fungi; Ascomycota; Sordariomycetes; Hypocreales; Nectriaceae
Exons: 1
Coding region: 1-630 (209 amino acids)
Source: RefSeq, a predicted model, not a curated record
AUGUCCGAGUCCUCUCUCGAUCAGCAGGACACAGAGUCCAUCUCCUCAGUGGACAGCUUUGACUCAGCCCCCACUCUGGUCCAGAAGACAGUCACCCGAGAAGAAGCCCUCGAGCAAGCCAGCGAGAAUAUCGCCAAGAUGGGCAAGUCAAAGUUUGUCGACAAGCUCCUAAAGCCAGCGGUAUCGAAGUGGCUGACCGAGCCCAUCCUUCGUGUACUCCCUUCCGAGAUGAAGCACACCGUUCACACUUGGUGCCUGAGUCACGACCCACUGUGGUUUAACAAACUUUCAGAGUUCAUCGACGAAUAUAUCUCCGAAUGGGAGUACACUGUUGAAGUCCCCAACCGACGGAAGGAUAUGGCCUGGUGCGGUAUGGGCGCUGAUAUCCUUCGUUUUUACGUCGCUGAUCUGCAGCCCUUGCGAAAGGGACUUCCAGAGCUGGAGCGUCGAGAGGUCGUGAACAAGGUCCGUCGGGGAGUCGCCCUCUUCGCUGAUUUUCAUGACGAGAAGAUGAAGGCGAUGGAACAGGAGGCGCACGGCCUUGUGCAGCAGGAGAGAGAAUCCAUGGAAAUUGAGCGCAGCGCUUUCGCCACUGCAUUUGAACUCCAGAACGAAGCCAUCGCUGAUUAG